AUGGAGGGGAAACUCACCCUUCACAUAUUCUUCUAUUUUCCAUUUUCCAAUCAAAGUAGCAUUACACAAUUGGCUGGAGCACGUCUUAACUUUGCAUUUUACUUUGUUGUUGUCCUAGCUGCAACUACUGUUACUAUGUCUCGUUCACCAAAGCUGCAAGCAAUGGGUGCGCGCGAUAUGUCAGUUGAUAUUGUAGCGAUUGAACAAAAAUUAAUUCCGGUUGGUGAUAUAGUAACUUGCUUGAAAAGAUGCUACGUGCAAAGUGAUUGCAACGAUGGAUGGCUUUGUACAGAUUGCGCGAAUGAUGCAUUUGAUCAAGGUGGAAAGCAUUGCGACAAGUUUACUGCUUCUGGACAAGGAUAUUUCGCCAUGCUCACUCGUAGUCAAGCUAAUUAA
Molecule: messenger RNA, 396 nt
Organism: Solanum verrucosum
Lineage: Eukaryota; Viridiplantae; Streptophyta; Magnoliopsida; Solanales; Solanaceae
Exons: 3
Coding region: 1-396 (131 amino acids)
Source: RefSeq, a predicted model, not a curated record